UCACAGCUGUGCAGGUUUGCUUUACGACACUUGUGACAUACCAGAAGUGUCAGUCGCUGCAGCAAAGAGCGACAGGUGGCUUUCUCUAAGCUGAAGGCAAAGUCAGAAACGAAACUCACAGACGUGACCCUCUGCUGACGGUCAUACAAACCCGGCGAGUGAGAGGACUGCAACCACGAUGCGAGAAAUAACAGUUGAUUUCCGACAGCUUUCCUUCACGGCCCUAGCCACCUAGCUAAGCUAACCCACCCGGAUGCUAGUGAAGCCAGUUUGCCAGCUUUGAGCCCGGAACAUGUUGUGAGCGGGAGACGAAUUCAAUGUGACUCCCUGACAUUUGCACCCCGUGGGCAGCGUUUCCACUCGUGGCUGGGCAUCCAUCAUUCUAACACAAAAUGUGGCUCCAGCAGAGACUUAAGGGGCUACCGGGCUUGUUGUCAAGCAGCUGGGCGAGAAGACUGCUCAUAGGACUGCUGCUCUUCCUCAUCUUCUACUGGUACCUGGGAGCGGAGCGCAGGUUGAGGUUCUUCAGCAGCUCGGCCAUGCCCGGCGGGGCGGCAGGACAGUGUCUACAGGCGGAAAUCCACCGGUGGAAGUCGCUCGUAGACCGAGGAGAGGGAAUAUACAGCACACCUCAGGAACAACUUGACACACCGUUUGUAUCAGGUAACGGCCACAUUUUGAUUGACAUUGACUCUAACAAACUGUGGGUGGCGUCGUCCUCGCAGCCCGGCUCAGCCCCGGUCCAUCCAACUGAGUAUUCACCGAGAGUCGGCGUGCACCUGGAGGGGAAGCGGGCCGAGGCUCAGGCCAGCAUGCUGUGGUUCCGGAAAGGUUCCGUGCUGUCGGUGCGCUGUGCCUCCCUGCAGUCAUCCCGGGACUGUGUCAGCAUCAGAGAGGAGUUCAUCGCUCACAGAAGCCGACCCAACGUCUAUCUUCAGCGAAUCCACAUCAACAACCUGUCUGACAGGCCCACCUCCCUGGACGUUUCCUCUGGCAAUCCCUCCUUUGGUAGCAAAUUCUCCACCAGCGAUGAGAAACUAGAGGAAAAGGAAAUACUGCUCUCCUCUGGCAGAGUGCCUGUGGAAAAUAAUCGCAUGGUUCUGGUGGUAGUGGUCACCAAGAAGCUGAACAGCAGGAUUCAAGUCCCUGCUAAGUCAGAGUUCACAGACAACAUUGUGUCAGUGGUCUGGACCUCAGAGCCCAUCGAGCCCUCCAAGCUGGAGGAGACCUUCAUCAGCCUCAGAGAAGGAGCCAAAAAGGAACUGGGGGAGCUGCUUAGAGCCAGUGUGGAGGAGCUGGUUGUAGAUCACCAGCAAGCGUGGAUGGAUCUCUUCAUUUCAGGUGUUGAAAUGAGGAAGAUCACAGACUCCCAUACGCCAUCAAGCCGCACGGUGAACACCACCCUCUACUACAUCCUCUCAUCCUCCGCGGCUCCCCUGCUGGACCGUAGGCUGAGCAACGAGGAGAGCGAUCGGCUGGAGUCCAGCCUCAACUACGCUGACCAUUGCUUCAGUGGCCAUGCCACCAUGCAUGCAGAGAACCUGUGGCCUGAGCGGGUGAGCAGUACAGCCCAGAUCCUGCAACUGGUCACGCUAUGGACCUUGACUCUGCAGAAGAGAGGCUGCAAGGUACUCGUUGCAGCUGGGGCCCAUGGAACAAUGCAGGGCAUGGUGCUCAGCUUUGGUGGCCUUCAGUUCACAGAGAACCACCUUCAGUUUCAGGCUGAUCCAGACGUGCUGCACAACAGCUACGCCUUGAGAGGAAUCCACUACAACCAGGACCUCAUCAACCUGGCAGUGCUGCUGGAUGUUGAGGGGAAGCCUUUUCUUCAUGUUUCAGUGAAGCAGCAGGAUAAACCAGUGAAGCUGUAUGCUUGCGAGGCGGGCUGUCUCAAUGAGCCUGUGGAGCUGACAUCAGAGGUCAAAGGUCACACCUUCCCAGUGAUGGUCACUCAGCCAAUCACACCGCUGCUCUACAUCUCCACAGACCUGCGCCACCUGCAAGACCUGCGUCACACCCUCCACCUUAAGGCCAUCUUGGCCCAUGAGGAGCACAUGGCCAUAAGAUACCCAGGCCUUCCCUUCCUUUUCUGGUUCAGCGUGGCCUCUCUCAUAACUCUCUUCCAUCUUUUCCUCUUCAAGCUCAUAUACAACGAGUACUGUGGCCCUGGCGCUAAGCCCCUCUUCAGGAGCAAGGUCGCCAGCAAAAGUGAGGAUGGCUGCUGCAACACCACAAGCGCCGCUUGAACGCUGCAGUGCUGUGCACACAUACAUCAUGUAGCGGUGGUUCUGCUUGAGCUUUGGCAGCAUGCAAGAUGUUAACAUGGGUGUGCUGGUGCUGAAUCUGAAACGGUCUCAAACAAUUUCUUUGUUUGGGCCUGCAUUGUGUGGAGAGAUACUCCUCCAGAUCUGCUGGUGAGAGGCUGCAGAGGCAUGGAGGUUAAAACUGGCUGAGUACAAUCAACACCAAGUAUUUUGACAGUUGGAUUUUUUUUUUGUUUUUCAGGUUCUGUGCUUCAGCAUUAAAUUUCGCCAAAAUUUUUGUACCCCAGAAAUUUUGGAG
Messenger RNA from Pleuronectes platessa (European plaice), 2562 nucleotides. RefSeq names its product KIAA2013 ortholog. The record is from RefSeq and is a predicted model, not a curated record. NCBI's taxonomy places the organism in Eukaryota, Metazoa, Chordata, Actinopteri, Pleuronectiformes, Pleuronectidae. The transcript has 3 exons. The coding region runs from base 393 to 2246 and encodes 617 amino acids.